CAGCGAUUGCAGAGCGCCCAUUUUCCCAGCCCGAACAAAACCCGGAGCGGUGGAAUCCCUCGCCCGGAGCGCCCCGGCGGCCACUGGGCAUGCUCCGUCGUCAGUCAGGCUGGGGCCGGGAGCAGCCAGCGCCGUGCGCGCCGGCGGGUUCCUCCCGCGGCCGCACGUCCUCCGCCUCCCAAGCCGGGGGCGGGCGCGUGAUGGCGGCGGCGGCGGGGAGCGCCAGCGGCGGGAGCAGCAGCAGUGACACGUCGAGCACCGGCGAGGAGGAGAGGAUGCGGCGCCUCUUCCAGACCUGCGACGGCGACGGCGACGGCUACAUCAGCAGAAAUGACUUGUUGAUGGUCUGUCGCCAAUUGAAUAUGGAAGAGUCUGUGGCAGAGAUCAUGAACCAACUGGGCGCUGAUGAAAAUGGGAAGAUUUCCCUUCAGGAUUUUACACGGUGCCGUAUGCAGCUCAUCAGAGAAAUCAGGAAGGAGGAAAUAGGCCUUUCUGAGAAGUCAGACAACUCCUGGCAAAAGAAGAGGCUGAGGGACAGAAUUGCCUCCUGGCCCACGAGCAGUGACAACAGUCUGGGUGCCUUAUCAGCAGCCAGGGAGAGCUGGGAGUACUACUCGGGAGCCAGGGACCUCCAGAGCCCGGACUUGCAGAGUCAGCCAGCCCUGCAGAAGCUUUUGGAGUAUGGGGGAAGCUCUUUGCACCAGCAGGCUGCUGUGCUCCGCAAGCUGCUCAUGAAGUCCCCGCGCUUUGGCAACUCCAUAGGAGGAAGCUAUCUAGAACUGGCCAACACGCUCCACUUGGCAGCCCUGGCGUCACUCAAGGGAGAUAUAGUGGAGCUUAAUAAACGUCUGCAGCAAACGGAGCGGGAACGGGACCUUCUGGAAAAGAAGUUGGCCAAGGCACAGUGUGAGCAGUCCCACCUCAUGAGAGAGCAUGAGGACGUCCAGGAGCGAACAACACUUCGGUACGAGGAACGCAUCACAGAACUGCACAGCAUCAUCGCUGAGCUCAAUAAGAAGAUAGACCGUUUGCAAGGCACCACCAUCAGGGAGGAAGAUGAGUACUCGGAAUUGCGAUCGGAGCUCAGCCAGAGUCAACAUGAGGCCAACGAGGACUCUCACAGCGUGGAUCAGGACCAGACCUCUGUGUCUGUCCCUGAAAACCAGUCCACCAUGGUCACUGCAGACAUGGAUAACUGCAGUGACCUGAACUCGGAGCUGCAGAGGGUGCUGACGGGGCUGGAGAACGUGGUCUGCUGCAGGAAAAAGAGCAGCUGCAGCCUGUCAGUGGCAGAGGUGGACAGGCACAUUGAGCAGCUGACCACGGCCAGCGAGCGCUGUGACUUGGCCAUCAAGACAGUGGAGGAGAUCGAGGGGGUCCUCGGCCGGGACCUGUACCCCAGCCUGGCAGAGGAGCGGUCCCGGUGGGAGAAGGAGUUGGCGGGGCUGAGGGAGGAGAACGAGAGCCUGACGGCCAUGCUGUGCAGCAAGGAGGAGGAGCUGCACAGGACCAAGGCCACCAUGAAUGCCAUCCGGGAGGAGCGCGACCGGCUGCGGAGGAGGGUUAGAGAGCUUCAAACUCGCCUGCAGAGCGUGCAGGCCACGGGCCCCUCCAGCCCUGGCCGCCUCACUUCCGCCAACCGCCCCGUUAACCCCAGCACUGGAGAACUGAGCACGAGCAGCAGCAGCAAUGACAUCCCCAUCGCCAAGAUCGCCGAGAGGGUGAAGCUCUCCAAGACCAGGUCUGAAUCUUCGUCGUCUGAUCGGCCAGUCCUAGGCUCAGAGAUCAGCAGCAUCGGGGUGUCCAGCAGCGUGGCAGAGCACCUGGCCCACUCUCUUCAGGACUGCUCCAACAUUCAGGAAAUCUUCCAGACUCUCUACUCCCAUGGAUCUGCCAUCUCGGAAAGCAAGAUUAGAGAGUUUGAGGUGGAAACGGAGCGGCUGAACAGCCGUAUCGAACACCUCAAAUCCCAAAAUGACCUUCUGACUAUAACCCUGGAAGAAUGCAAGAGCAAUGCUGAGAGGAUGAGCAUGCUGGUGGGGAAGUACGAAUCCAAUGCCACCGCGUUGAGGCUGGCCCUGCAGUACAGCGAGCAGUGCAUCGAAGCCUAUGAACUCCUCCUGGCUCUGGCCGAGAGCGAGCAGAGCCUCAUCCUGGGGCAGUUCCGGGCGGCCGGUGUGGGGUCGUCCCCUGGAGACCAGUCAGGGGAUGAAAACAUUACUCAGAUGCUCAAGCGAGCCCACGACUGCCGGAAGACAGCUGAGAACGCCGCCAAGGCCUUGCUCAUGAAGCUGGACGGCAGCUGCGGGGGCGCCUUCGCGGUGGCCGGCUGCAGCGGGCAGCCCUGGGAGAGCCUGUCCUCCAACAGCCAUACCAGCACGACCAGCUCCACAGCCAGCAGCUGUGACACGGAGUUCACUAAAGAAGACGAGCAAAGGCUGAAGGACUACAUCCAGCAGCUCAGGAACGACAGGGCAGCAGUCAAGCUGACCAUGCUGGAGCUGGAGAGCAUCCACAUCGACCCUCUCAGCUACGACGUCAAGCCCCGGGGAGACAGCCAGCGACUAGACCUGGAAAACGCGGUGCUGAUGCAGGAGCUCAUGGCCAUGAAGGAGGAGAUGGCCGAGCUGAAGGCCCAGCUCUACCUCCUGGAGAAGGAGAAGAAGGCCCUGGAGCUGAAGCUGAGCACACGAGAAGCCCAGGAGCAGGCCUACCUGGUCCACAUCGAGCACCUCAAGUCUGAGGUGGAGGAGCAGAAGGAGCAGCGCACGCGGUCCCUCAGCUCCACCAGCAGCGGAGGCAAGGACCCGGCCGGCAAGGAGUGUCCAGACGCCGCCUCCCCUGCCCUGUCCCUGGCCGAACUGCGGACGGCGUGCGGCGACAGCGAGCUGGCCACGGAGUUUGCGAACGCCAUCCGUCGAGAGAAGAAGUUAAAGGCCAGAGUUCAAGAGUUGGUGAGUGCCUUGGAAAGACUCACAAAGAGCAGUGAAAUCCGACACCAGCAAUCAGCAGAGUUUGUUAAUGACCUAAAGAGAGCCAACAGCAACCUGGUGGCUGCCUAUGAGAAAGCAAAGAAGAAGCAUCAAAACAAACUCAAGAAGUUGGAGUCUCAGAUGAUGGCCAUGGUGGAGAGACACGAGACCCAAGUGAGGAUGCUCAAGCAAAGAAUAGCUCUGCUGGAGGAGGAGAACUCCAGACCGCACACCAACGAAACGUCACUGUAGUCAGCACUUGGGCUCCACGGUUCUAUCCAUGGAGCUAGGGUCUAGCAGUCACUGAGGAGGGGGCCUCAGAGGACGAGACCUGUCGGGAGAAGGAGAGGGAAGGUUGGCAGGUGGGCUGGCACUCUUGGCAGGGAGGCGCCCUGGACUCAGCCUCGGGGCAGGUGGCCCCGGUGAGGGUCCCGAGGGUCCCCCCUGCCCUCCUGGGCUGUGGGCAGCGUGGGGACUCCUGCCCCGCGCCCCAGCUCCGCAGGGCUUCCUGCCGCUUUCAGCACUGGCUCUAUCCCUCGCCCACAUUUUCUGUAUCUGUGGUAUACUCCAGGCAUCAUGUUUGAUUUUCCAGUCUUUGCAGCCUUACCUCAGGCAUUCCAUAUUUCUCCUUUCUCCUUCUAGGGAAAACUGGUGGGGGUGGUGGGGGCAGAGGGGAGGCAGUGCUCCGCAUCAAGAAGAGCUGCUUCUUCCUUUCCUGCAACCAGGCUUUGGUUUUCAAGUCCCAGGUAUCAACUCUUUAGGAGGCGGCUGUCACUCACAGGUGUCCCGGGAGGUUGAUCACAGGCGGACAGCAUGUAGGUGUUCCUUCCAGUCCCAGGUUUGAGGCUACAGGUGGAGCAGUUGGGUCUGACCUCACAGUGGCGGCGGGGACGGGCAGGGAACGCUCUUUAGACAGGAACUGCCCUGUCCCAGUGCCACCUUACCAAUAGCUGAGAGUCCUGUUGAUCCGUGUCAGGGCCCUAAACUGUCAGGAGCAGAGGCGCAGUAGUGCUUCCUGACUCGGGCACCGCGCAGAACUGCUGUUCUCCACGAAUCAAAGCUCCCCGACCUGAACACACUGAUGGCUUCACACCUGCCUCUCUCUCGAGGGAAAUGAUCUGCAGCUGAUCCACAUAUUUAAGGGACUGCUUCUGUGGCACCGGUUCAGGAGUGCGCCCCUGCUGUUCCAGAGGGCAGAGGACAAGGGAAGGCUGAGGAGGCCUCCUCUUAGCCCCCAGAAACGUGGCAAUGGGUGGCAGAUGGUGAGUCCACGGGUGUCAGUUACAGCACAAUGGUGACAGGACUGGGCAGGACCAAAGUACCUGAAUUCUUUCAGGAAGGUCUUCCAUUUGAAAAUCAACUCUUCAUCCCUUUUCUACUGUAAUGUUCCCUGUUGCAGUUUUUCAGUUCUCACCGCCCUAGGCUGACAACAUUUUAAAGGACCACUUGCCAUUUUUCCUGAAGACCCACCCAAAGUCACUUAGAAGAAAAACGCCCAACGCUACAGUUCAAAGAUCUGCUUACGACCAGAUCACUGCAUUCACGUCUCGGUGUCAGUGAGCUCUUCUGAGAGGCAGGACACAGAUUCCGCAGCCUUCAGUCUGACAGGGAAGGACACCCCAGCCAGCGUCUGCAAAGGCAGAGCACGGCCAUCCCCCAAGGAAGGGCCGUCCUGUCUCAGGCCAGCAGCGAGGCCACCCCAUCUUCAAACAGUCAUCAUCAGCUGGCCUCAGGCCCAGCUCUCGGGUGCUGUGGUCAUGGCGAAGGCCCUCACCAGCUUCUGGUUCUGUUAUAGAUAACGUAAACUUUGUUCUUGUAACAGUCAGUUUUUACUCUUUGGAUAGUUUCAUUACAAGGAAAAUGUAAUGACCCAAGAGUGUGUUUUUAGAAAAAAGUAUAGCAGAUGAAAUCAUGGUUUUCCCCAUUUUUCCAACUUGCCCAGGGGAAACAUGUUCCCGAAGCAAACCGAGCUGUGCAGGGCGGGGAACGGGCAUCAGAGAUGGGAGGCUCUAAGACCAACACUGCAAAGGGUGCCGGCGCAGAACCUGUCUACCAUUCUCGCUCUAAGGGACAACAGAGCCUGCUCUUACAGAGUCCUGGAACCCAUCCCAGACCUGGGAAGCCUCAGUUCCUACGUUAAGAGCCCCAGCAUUACUGCCCCUACUUAGCUCAUUUUGAGUUUAUAUUUCUACAUAAUACUGGUUGGGUGAACACUUUCCCUGGCAAAACUGUUACUUUUAUAAAUGUGUAGAAUAAAAGCUAUUAAAUAGUUGA
This is a messenger RNA of Bubalus bubalis (water buffalo), 5246 nucleotides long. It is a transcript of the gene MCC, whose product is annotated as MCC regulator of WNT signaling pathway. Gene Ontology annotation, cellular component: cytoplasm. The record is from RefSeq and is a predicted model, not a curated record. Gene Ontology annotation, biological process: negative regulation of canonical Wnt signaling pathway. Gene Ontology annotation, molecular function: calcium ion binding. The coding region runs from base 90 to 3224 and encodes 1044 amino acids. NCBI's taxonomy places the organism in Eukaryota, Metazoa, Chordata, Mammalia, Artiodactyla, Bovidae. The transcript is spliced from 19 exons.